UUUCAAUGUUUUGACCAUAAAAUUAAAUUAUUGUUCUAUUAUAAAGAAAAAUAUCAAAAAAAAAAAGUUGAUUACAGAUUUAGUUUAUGGUGCAGGCCAAAUAAACCAAUAAUCACAAAAAUAAUUUAUUGACUAACAUAAUGCCUGCCGUAGAUUAAAAUAUCGCUAUGUUCGAGUUUUGGAAAACGCUUUGCAGUUUGAAAGGUGAAUCGUCGGCGAAUACAAUAAGAUGAAGUUAAAGAUAUUUCUUUUUGUGCUCCUAGUGCAUUUUUUGAUUUCCACAAGCGCUUCUACUACAGUUGAUACGAAUUUUAAAACAUUCUGCACUGCAAAUGGAAAUUUCAUAAAUUCUGAUGAUCCUACCUGUACAACAUAUAUCUAUUGCUAUAUGAAUAGAGGAACGGUAAGGGACUGCGAGAUAGUUAAAGAUAAGCAAGGAUACUUUAACGGUGAUGAAUGUGUGUAUGACAAGCCAGCCACUUGUACAUAAAUUUAAAAUAGUAAAGUAACAUAAAUACUAUAUCUAC
Messenger RNA from Drosophila nasuta, 527 nucleotides. RefSeq lists its product as uncharacterized. Lineage: Eukaryota; Metazoa; Arthropoda; Insecta; Diptera; Drosophilidae. The record is from RefSeq and is a predicted model, not a curated record. Gene Ontology annotation, molecular function: chitin binding. The transcript has 3 exons. Gene Ontology annotation, cellular component: extracellular region. Bases 230 to 490 code for a protein of 86 amino acids.